AUGUUCCGCGCUCGGCCAAAUCAUAUCCGUCCGACUGAAGUCUCGGCCAAAGUCCAAACCGUCGGCCGAUCACGCAACGACCCGGGAAACAUUGUCCCGCGGUCGGCCAAGCCAAACGCUCACGCCACAGCCGCGCACGACCAAGCGCGCGAGCCGGGAAACAAGGCCUCGCGGCCGCGCAACUCGUUCGCGUACCACGGCCGAUGCAUCCGUCCGACCGGGAAAGAACGUCCCACGUCCGGCCGAGAAUUCCAUCGGCCAAACUCGAUCCGCUCGACCACGCCGGCCGACCGUGACAACAUCCGCCCCCGAUCGUCCCGAAGCCCUUUUGAAGCCCAAACUUAUGUUUUCAAGCCCGGCUUAACCCUAGCCGCCUCUAGAAAGACCUAG
Molecule: messenger RNA, 390 nt
Organism: Microthlaspi erraticum
Lineage: Eukaryota; Viridiplantae; Streptophyta; Magnoliopsida; Brassicales; Brassicaceae
Source: the annotation of a GenBank genome assembly